Aspergillus pseudoviridinutans is the source of this 1101-nucleotide messenger RNA. RefSeq lists its product as uncharacterized. The transcript has 3 exons. Gene Ontology annotation, cellular component: synaptonemal complex. Gene Ontology annotation, biological process: reciprocal meiotic recombination. NCBI's taxonomy places the organism in Eukaryota, Fungi, Ascomycota, Eurotiomycetes, Eurotiales, Aspergillaceae. Gene Ontology annotation, molecular function: ubiquitin protein ligase activity. Bases 1 to 1101 code for a protein of 366 amino acids. The record is from RefSeq and is a predicted model, not a curated record.
AUGGACUUCUACCUUCGAUGCAAUGCUCUAAAAUGUCGCACCCAGUUGAAGGAGCAAGCAGUCGUCACCACCUGUUCGCAUAUAUUUUGUCUUCCCUGCGCAGAUACUCUCGGUCUCUCGCGUCCCACCCACGGCGAGCGUCGCUGUCCAGCUUGCCAAACCGUCCUCGUGAAUCCGGACGAUGCCGCAUCGACCGUUCUCAAUCCCUCUGAAGACUACAAAACCAGCGUACUGAGUGGACUAGAUCCGAACACAAUUAUGGAAUGCGCUAGUCGGGCAUUAGUAUUCUGGGCUUAUCAGACCACGCAGGAGAUGUGCGUAUUGCUGAGCUUUCCCUUUAAUUUCUGCGUCAAUUUCCUGACGGAAGACAGAUUCUACCAGGAGUAUCUUGGAAAGUCGCUUACGGAGAAAUACUCAACGCUGAAUACACACAUGGACAGGGUGAUUCAUAAUGCAAAUACGGAGAUAUCAGCUCUUCAGGCUAAAUUGAACGACAAGCAAACGACAGAGGAGCAGCUUCGCAGAAAGAACCAGGAGCUUGUCGAUCUCUACCGAGAAAAGUGCAAGAAAUUUGCUCAGAUCACCAAUCUGUACAACCUACUCAAGUCUCGUGCUAUGAGGUCGCAAAUGAAGACCGCUGCAUCGGACACUGUCUCACAAACUUUGAAUUCGCUGGGUAACUCGGGAAACGAGCUCUCAGUAUCAGGCUUGAGCAGACCGAUGGGUGUAUCGGGGCUACCACAAACUCCGGCAUCUCGUCAGGGCAAUCCGCACCCUGUCAACCUGGAAGGGGUGGAACAGCUACACCGGCAUCAGCGGAGCGGAACUGGGAGCUCAAAAGGCGCAAAGCAAAAGGUUAAUGCCGCUGCGAUGCCACCGCCCACAGUGCCAGUGAACUUGAGAAACCGUAUGCCCCCUCCAUCUAUUUCCGGUGAGCAAGAUAUUCUGAUACGUUCAAAGGAAGUAUCCCCAAUGCAACUCCACAACAACGAACUCGUCUCCCAGGCCCUAUACGUCCCUCGACUGGAAUGCCAAGCUUACCGCAGGACAACGUCAUGUUCGAGCGAUUUCAUGACACCAAUAUGCCAGGUCGGUACUUGA